Messenger RNA from Oncorhynchus masou masou (cherry salmon), 13174 nucleotides. Its product is annotated as pericentrin-like. The transcript has 59 exons. Gene Ontology annotation, molecular function: molecular adaptor activity; DNA binding. Lineage: Eukaryota; Metazoa; Chordata; Actinopteri; Salmoniformes; Salmonidae. Gene Ontology annotation, biological process: signal transduction. Bases 135 to 12746 code for a protein of 4203 amino acids. The record is from RefSeq and is a predicted model, not a curated record.
UAUUGAAUUUCAUAUUGACAGUUGUUCCGAAGAUUUUCCAUCCGAGGUACAAGAAAGUAAAAGGUUUUAGUGGAAUAAUCAGCGAUUUCAGGACAUUUGUCCGUAAACUUUAAUGGUUGUGUUUCAACCAAGACAUGGACGAAGAUGAACGACAGAGGAAAAUAGAAGCUGGAAGAGCAAAGAAAUCCACCAACAUGCAGCGCAGUCAGUUGCUUGUUAGCUUCCAACAGAAAAGGGCUAAAGGGGACGGUCAAGUCGCGCAGAAAAAGACGCAGAAGAGGAAGGGCCCGUCUCCAACGCAGAAUGACGGCCCAGCGCAAGGUCGCCCCCUAGGGAUGGACCUCCAGACAGACGGCAGCGCCACACAGCAGGACGACAUGUGUAACAAUGAGGAACCACAACGUUCUGGUGAGACAGAUCCGAGCCAACUUCCAGAGUUCCAGGGGCACUUGGAGCAACACCAUCCCCAGGAGGGAAGCAGUGUCCUGGGCGAGCAGGCGUUCGGUGGGCAGCCUGUGGAGAUGGAGGUUGUGGGAGACGAGGUCCUAGUGGUUCACACUGGAAGAGAUCAACUCAAGCAGUUACAGGCAGCAGUAGAGAAGCGUAAUGAGAUCAUUAGCAGACUGAGCUGUAACCUGCAGGAGGCGCUGAAGAGCAGAGACCAGGUACAGCAGGAGGCCUUCUCCCUCACUGGACAGAUACAGGCCCUGAAGAUGCAGCUACAGCAGACCUCUCAGUUCUUUCGAUCCAGGACACAAGGGGGCUCUGAGCUCUCCCUAGCCCAGUGGAAGGCCUCCCAGCCUGACCACAGCUCCUACGACCUCACCUCACUUCCCAACCACCUAGAGGUCCCAGUAACAGAACCAGGGGAGCAAAUACGCACACUCCGAAUGGGACAUGAACAGACCGGAGCUGGGUGUGAGAGCCUAGAACAAUGUAUUGAUCCUGAGAUGGAUGCACAGAUACACACAUUGAGGAGAGAGCUGCUAGAGGAGAGGGAGUUAAACCAGCUCAUGCUUUCCCAACUAGAAGAGGAGAGGACAGGGAGGGAGGAGGAGAGGAGAGAGAUCCACCAGUACAAGGAGGAGAAGGAGGUGUUGAAUAGGGAAUUGCAGGAGCUAAGGAGGAGACUGGAGGAGGAGGUGAGGGAGAGAAGGAACGAGAGGGAGGAUGAGCGAGAGAUCAGGGAAAGACAGGAAGAUGAGAAGAGGAGACUUGGAGAGGAGGUGCAGAGAGUCAGACAGCUGUUGGGGGAGAGAGGGAGAACAAGGGAGGAGUUGGGAUUCAAGGCUUCUAAAGACAAACUGAACCAGGCAAAGGCCAGUGUGGAUGAAGAGGGUGGAGAGGGGGAGGAGGAGAGAGAGGAGUGCCUUCUGGACUUGUCCCUCCCCACUGAUGGCACCCCGCUGUUGGAGCGCUACCUGUCCUCGGCCCUCCCCUCAAACUCAUGCUGGGCCAAUGAAAGUCUGGAGGCGUGCAGCCUUCUGGAAGAGCACAACAUUCUGGACAACUCUGGCAACUACAGGUUUGAGCUGGACAGUGAUAUCGUCAGUGGUGGUGACCAAUCCCAGCUGUCCUUUUCGCAGGAAGAACAAACUCACUUUCCCGUCCCACCAUCCACUGCACGGUCCCCCGACCCUGAGAACGAAACCUUGCCCUCUUUCGCCUCCCAGUGGCAGAACAACCCCCUCUCUGUCUCACGAGACGCCAGCGAGACCUCUGAGAGACUCAGUGAGACGUCAGAGAGUCAGGAGAUCUCAGACCUGGGCAAGGAGCUGCUCAUCCAGCAGUGUGGAGACCUCAGGGAGGAGGUGGCUCUGAGGGAGAGGGAGAAGGAGGUGGUGAUGGAGGAGUUGAGGAGGAGUGCUGAGGAUCUGGAGGAGGCCAGGGCCAGGUGGGCCCAGGUCUCUGAGGAGCUGCAGGAGGCGCACUGGGAGCUUGAGGAGGAGCGGGAGAAGAGGAGGCGAGCUGAGGAGGAGGUCAGCCUGAAAACACACGAGGAGGACAAUCUGAAGAACAGACUCUGCACCUUAUUGGAGGAGAGAGAGAAAGAUAUGGAGAGUCUCAUCUCCUCCCCUUUCCUAGAGAAGGAGGGAGGUACCCUCCUCCCCAGCCAGGAGCGAGUGAUGGAACAGCUAAAAGAGGAAAAAUCUCUCCUCCUCUCUCGUCUAAAACAGCAGGAAGAGCUGCUCUCCUCUGUCCGGUUGGAGAAAGGAAGCAACAAGGAGAAAGAGGGGGAGCUGAGGGAGGUGGAGGAAGAGAAGAGUGUUCUCCUCACAAGGUUGAGGCAGCAGGAGCAGCUGGUCUCCUCUCUGCAGGAGGUGAAACAGGCGGGAGACUCUGUCUCCUCUGAAGUCCAUGCUCUGUUUGGACGACAGCUACAGUCACUACAGCUAAUAACCUCUCCUCUCCAGACCCAUCGUGACCAGCUUCUAGCCCUGCUGGAAGAAACUAAAUCCAGGCACAAAACCACCACUGCCCUCCUAGGUCAGAAAACCCUGGAGCUCGACACUGCUCAGAAAGAGAUGCACAGAGUCCAGAAGGAGGCGGAGUCAGCGAGGCAGGAGGUGGAGGAGAGGGAGAGGAGGAUAGAGCAGACGGAGAGGGAGAAAACAGAGGUAGAGUCUGAGUUGCUGUGUCUGAGACAGAACCUGUGUAACCUGGAGGAGGUGCAGGCCCAGGGAGUGAGGGAGAGGGAGGAGGGCAGAAGGAGAGAGGAGGAGAUGGACAGAACCAUGCGGAGAAUGGAGAAGGUGAUGGCGGAGGAGCUGGAGGAGUUCCAGAGACAGCUCCGAGACAAGGAGGAAGAGGUGGAGGAGGAGCGGGAGAAGUGGGAGGAGGAGAGGCAGGAGAAGGACAAGGAGGUGCAGGGGGUGAGACGCCUGCUGGAGGAGCAGCGAAGGGAGAGGGAGCAGGAGGUGAAAGCGCUCCUGGAGCAGCAGAUGCGGUCUGUGGAGGAGGCCACAGAGAGACUGAGAAAAUCUCACAGUGAGGACGUGCAGGAGCUGCAGGAGAAACACCAGGAGGAGGUGUCUGAGCUGAGCGGCCGUCUGGAGAGAGAGCUGUGUGAGCAGAGACACAGUCUGGAGGAGGAGCAGAAGAGACAGAUCAGCCUUAUCAAACAGGUGAACGAGAGAGAACACCAGAGGAUGCUGUCGGAGAUGAUGUCACAGCAGAGGGAGGAGCUUAGCCAUUUGAAGGCAGAGCUAUCAGGGGACCAGAGGGAGAGCAUGGAGGCAGCCCACCAAGCAGAACUACUACAGAUACAGAGCCAACAGGCCCUGGAGCUGGAGGCGCUGCGUCUGAGCCUGACCAACCACCAAACGACCCAGCUAGAGCUCUCCCAGACCAACCUGCAGCGGGAGCGGGAGGCCUCUCUAAGCGAGCUCCAGGCUUCCCUCAGGGAGAAGUGGGCCCAGGAGAGGGCCGUGCUGCAGGCCAGACAGCAGUUUGAGGUGGAGAGGCUGAGAGCUGAGAGUGAGGAGAGGAUCCAGCGAGAGCAGCAGGAGUAUCACAGGAACAUGGAUGCUCUGAGGCAGGAGUGUGAGAGUCGUCUCUCCCAGGAGAGAGCGUCCAUGGAGGAGCGGCAGGCUGCAGAAAUAGUGGCCUUGAGAUCCCGGUGGCAGCAGGAGUCAGAGAAGGCCCAGUCAGAGCUCCAGACACAGCUGUCAGAGGCUCGGGUAUCACACUCUACCCAGGCAGCCUUCACCCAGACUGGGGCAGAGCUGUCUGAGGCCCGGGCUAGCCUGGAGGAGCUCCAGAGGCUGGAGGGGGAGCUGAGCCAGGCCUGGACCGAGAGGGACGCUGCUGCCCGUGCAGUGGAAGAUCUGGUGUCCAGACAUCAAGUGGUGCUGCAGGAGAGAGAGGAACAAACACGGCAGCUACAGCAGGAGGUGUGUCGUCUGCAUGGAGAGCAGUUGACUCUGAGACAGACUUGUGACCAGGAGGUCUCUCAGCUCUGGGCUCAGCUAGACAACAUGAGGACCAGCCGCCAGGAACUGGGAGAGUUGAAGGAGCAGCUGCUAGCUCGUUCGUCGCGGGUGGAUGACAUCGAGCGUCUGAAGGCUGAGUUUAACGUGCAGAGGCGGGAGAUCAAUGAGCAGAAUGAGGUUGAGCUGGAAAACCUGAGGAGGUACUUUGAGCAGCGUCUGCGAGUAGCAGAGGAGAGCUACCGGGAGGAGAUAGCCCUGCUGCAGCUGAGACUGGUGGAGGGAGCCCUGGAGGACUCUGUACUCAAGACCCAGGAUGCUAGUUUCCUGUCUGAAGGGAGAGGGGAGGAGGAGAAGAUCGAUGUUCUGGCUGAGAUCACACUGAAACUGGAGAAACACCAGGAGGCGUUUGACCAGCUGCGUGUCCAGUUGGAGGAGAGACACACUCAGGAACUGUCUAACCUACGGUCCUCUAUGGCCCUGUCCUACAGAGAGGAGCUGCUACAGGUGCGCUCAGACCUGACUGAUCGUUACUAUGGCGACCUGCAGGAGCUGAAGACUCGCCACGCCCUCGAGAUGGAACAACUCCGCGCUAGACUGUCAGACAGCCAUGUCAGAGAGCUGACGAGGGUGCGUCUGGAGGCUGCCAGACAGGUGGAGGUGGAGGUGGAGCAUAGGAUGUGGUGUCACUCUGAGGAGCUGCAGACCAGAACGACCAUGAUCCAGAACUUGGAGACACGACUGGCUGCCCUGGCAGACACACACAACAUGGAGCUACGCUCACACACUAUGAAGCUGAAGCAGAGCUUUGCUGAGGAGCUGGUUGUGAAACUAGCAGAGGAACAUAAGGAGGAGAGGGAGCGAGUGAUGGAGAAGAUGACCCUGAGGAGAGAGGAGGAGGUGCAGAGGCUCAGACAGGAGCUCCAGGAGGAGGGGGAGGCACGGGUCUCUGCCCUGAGAGAAGCGCUGGAGAGAGGGAUGGCGGAGGAAAGGAGCGCUCUGGAGAAAGGGAUUGAGGAGGCGAGAGCGGCGCUCAGGAGUCUACAAGCCUCACUGGACAACGACCUGAACCCCCAGGCGGUGGCAGUGAGACAGAGACUAGAGGCCCAGUACGAAGCUGAGCUGACCAGGGCCAAGUCCACCAUGGCUGCUGAGGUCAAGGAGCUGACUGCUCUACUUCAGGAGCAGGGAGACCAGAGGCUAUGCCAAGCCCAGGACAGGUUCCAGGAGGAGAGGGAGAAGUUGGAGCAGCGUCUGGCCCAGCAGGGUGAGGUUUCUCUGGGGGAGCUGAGGGAGGAACACAUGACCGCCAUGGAACUCCUGAAAACCACGCUACUGACCAACCACACGAAGGACAUGGACACGCUACGAACCAAUCACAAAGCAGAACUGGACUCCUUGUUGGCCAAUCACAAGGCUGAUCUCAAAGCAAUGGCAACAGAGAUCGCAACAAAACACAAGGAGCUUGUUGUCUUGGAAACCAGCCUUGAAUCAAAACGCAAGUCAGAGCUCGAUCACCUGGAGGCAGUCCUACAGGAAACCAAUCAGGCUCAGCUAGAGGCACAGGAGGCAGAGUUAGAACAUAGGCAUCAGGAAGAGAGGGAGGAGCUGGAGAAGAGGAUGCUGGGUAAUAUGGACACACUGGAGACCACAUACCUGAGGGAGAUCCAGACUCUGCGUGAUCAGAAGUCUGCGCUUGAGGCGGAGCAUAAGCAGGAAGUGGAGCGUGAAAGGUCAAGGCUUAACCAGGAAGUGGAGCGUGAUGGGUUGGAGCAGCAGUCCGUCAGGGAGGAGCUGAGGAAGGAGUUGGCUCAGCUUCACAUGGAGAAGUUUAGCGCCAUGGCAACGGAGCUCAGCCACACCCACCAGAAUGAGUUGACAAUCCAGAAAGAGGCCUUAGAAGCUGAACACCACACGGCUCUGGAGGCCCUCAGGAAAAAGGUCUUGGAGUUGGCGCAACAGCACUGCACUGCCUUAGAGGAGCUCACGUGCACCUACACCUCAGAGACACAGCAACUCAACACACAGCACCAGCAGCAGCUUCAGGAGCUAAAGAGUGCGUCUGUGAGAGAGCUACAGGCGUGUCGCCGGGAGCUGGAGGAGGAGUCGUCACGGCAACGGCUGCACUUCCUGGAAGAGGUUGAGCUUCUGAAGGCCCAAGCAGAGGAGAGACUUGAGCAGAAGACCAGCCAACUCAAGGCGGAGUUUGAGGAGCAGAAGGAGGCGGAGCUAGCAGAACAGAGGCAGAGCUUCAGUUCUGAGCACGAGCAGAAGGAACAAAGCUACGCCGACAAGAUGAGCCAGCUCACUACACAACUGCUACAGCUGGACACUGUGGUGUCACAGCUGCGAGCGGAGGUGUGUAGUCUACAGGGGGAGUUGGAGGGGAAGAGGUCAGAGAUGGAGACCCUGGAUACACUCCUCCAACGGCGAGAACGAGAGAGUCAGGAGGGAGGCAACCUCCUCAACAUGCUUACUGAGGACCUACACACUGCCAAGGAGGAGAGGCAGUCUCUCCAGUCAGCUAAUGAGAGGCUGAGGAAGGUUCUGGUUGAGGUGGUUUUGAGCACCAUGGCAAUGGAGGAGCUAAUUGGCCGCCGGGUCAACGCCUGUGUCGGGGUCAAAGGUCAUGAUCAGGGUGAGAGUCCAGGAGAGGGAACAACCAAUCAGGAGACAGGUGUCUCUGUAGCAGACAUGUCGACCGGCGAUCUGGAUCUCUCUCAGCGUGUGUGUGAGAGCCUCCUACUGGCAGAGUCCCAAACAAACUCUGGAGGGGAGGAAGCAGCCCUGGGAGAGGAGGCAGCCCUGGGAGCCUGCAGCCAACUACGCCACUCUGUGGACACACUCCUGGAGCUCCUCACACGCGCGAACACACAGUUGGAGGAGUCUUGUUCUGUCCAUCUGUCUCUAGAGGAGAGAUUUUCCCAGGGCCGUUCAGACUCCUCCCAGAUGCUGCUCCAACACCAGCUCGUAUUGGAUCAGCUGGACCAGGAAGCUGGGCUAAAGAGCAAGCUCCAGCUGGAGCUCCACAAGGCCGAGGGUCUGUUGGAGGGCUAUGUGGCUGAGAAGGCAACUCUGGAAGAAUCUCUACAACAAAAGGAGGCUCAGGAAGAACGGCUUGUUGAGGAGCUAGAGGGCCUCCGGGCGCAGCUGCACCAAAUGGAUGGCCUCACGGCGGAGUUGGAGGGGCUCCGGGCGCAGCUGCACCAGAAGGAAGGCCUCACCUCAGAGCUAGAGAACCUCCGGGUGCAGCUGCAGGAGCUCAGCGAGGAGCACAGUCUCCUCCAGCGCCAGAAGGUUCAUCUCACCGCCGGACUGGAAGAGAGAGAAAAGGGGUCCUGUCAGAGUAUAGAGGGGGACACAGGCCUCCUGGUUGAGGCAGAUCGUCUGGGCCAGGAGAGGCUGUGUGUGCAGCGGCAGGCGGAGAAAGACCGCAGCUCACUGUCUCUGCGCCUCAGGGCUCUGGAGACCGAGCUAGAAGAACGGGAGAACCAGGGCCUGACGGCGGAGCAGCAGCACAGGGCUCAAUCAGAAGACCUCCUGCAGCGCGUCCAGGCCCUCGAGAAACAGCUCAAACACGACAGGCAGUUUAUAGACGAGCAGGCAGUGGAGCGGGAGCAUGAGAGAGAUGAGUUCCAACAGGAGAUCAGAAGUCUGGAGGCUCAGCUCAGACAGCCAGCCAGACACUCUGCUGGGACCAGCAAGGGCCAGCGGAUUGAGGACUUGGUUCUGCAGGUGGAGAGCCUUCAAGCUCUCAUCAGGGACAAGACAGAAGACCACACCUGCCUGCUGGCAGCCAAUCAACAGGUCCAGCUUGAGGUUGCUGAGCGCAAUGAGGAGAUUGACAAGCUGGCUGGGCGAAUUAGGGAGCUGGAACAGGCGUUGCUGAGCAGCUCAGAGAGCAGCAGAGCUGUCAGUCAACUGGAGCAGGAGCUGCACAGAGCUCGGCAGAGAGAAGAGGAGCUCACACAGGAUAAGGAGUCAUUGCAGCAGCAGCAGUUGUCAAAUCGUCUCCAGAUUUCAGCCCUGCAGUCUAAACUGGACGAGACCCGUCACCGUUACCGUGACAACAACGCUAACACCCCCGACCCCAUCCAGCUUCUCCGAGACACGUUGGACACCGCACAGCAAGACCUGCUGGACAAGGAGCAACAGGUGUGUGUGUUGGUUGGUCAAAUGGAGGAGACUCAGAGAGACCUGACCAUAAAAGAGGCGGAGUUAAAACACCUCACUCUCCAGCUGGAGCUCCUGACCAAUCAGAACACGGAUACCAUCACCCAGCUUCACGACCAAGUCGCUUCUCUCAAAGAGACAGUUUCAGCCCUUACCUUUCGCCUGGAGGAGAGAGAGAUGGGAGAGGAGGAGAGUCUCCCAUCUGCUCUGUUAGAGGAGAAGAAUGAGGAGAUAGACCACCUGACCCAGGAGAUACACAAGCUAGAACUGGAGCUGGAGACAGCCAGGGACAUCACGGCCUUCCAGACAGAACUUGAAGACGUCCGCUCCCAGGUGGAGCACCUCCGCUGUGACAUCAUCAGGGUGCGUCAGGACAAGCAGGAAGAGGAGGAGCGGCUUCACGAGGUCAUCAGCACACUACAGGCCGAGCUAAACACCCUUUGCCCCGCCUACCACGAGGUCAGCGACCUAUCACAAGAGGGCGACAGUGUUAACCCUUCACCUGCUCCCAGCCCGGAACCUGCCAAGUACCCCCAACCAGAGAGAGUGGGAGGAGGAGCGAGAGGAGGUGAGGGCAACAGUCUUAAGCAGGAGAUGCGUCUCCUCCAUUCCUCCUCUUCCCGUUCUCUCCGUUCCUGUGUGGAGGCCCUGCAGGGGCAGCUGGAGGUGACGGUGGGAGAGAAGGAGGCGAUGGAGAGACUGCUGCUCUCUCAGGAGGAAGAGUAUAGAGGACAGGGGGAGGAGAUGGGAAGGUGGCUCAGGGAAGAGAGGGAGAGAGGGGGAGAGGUAAAGAGAGAACUCAAUCUAAAAGAGGCAGAGCUUGAACAGGUGAGAGCCAGGAUAGAAGGGCUGGAGGAGGAGAGGGAUGCAGCUGUGGAGGAGAGCGGUCGCUGGCAGGCUCUUGCCCAGGAGGCAAACUCCCUGCGAGGGGAGAAAACUCGGCUAGACUCCCUGGUCCUGGAGCUAAAAUCAAGGGUUGAAGAGCGGGAGAAGGAGACUGAAGCCCUGCUACAGACCGUGGUGGCUGUCGAGACGGCGAAGGCAGAACUUUCGUCAGAACGCGAGGCCUUGCGGAAGAGGGAGUGCCGACUCCAAGAGGAAAUAGAACGCCUCCAGCAGGAAGUGACGUCUCAGAGGGCCUGCCUCCAGGAAGUCAGCCGUCAGCUAGAGGAGAGGCGAUCCAACCAGGAGGAGGCUCAGAAGGAAGUGCUGACAUGUGCUGAGGAGACUCUGGCGAAGGCUGACGCUGCCCUGAGACAGAGGGAGGAGGAGCUACAGAGACUAGGGGCGGAGCAUCAAGCCCUGGGGGCAGAGUUAGCAGCUGUGAAGGAGGGUCUUUGCUCCAGCACAGAGAGAGCUGAGAAACUACUGGAGGAGGGACAGACCAAAGACCGGGCCCUGGCUGACCUGGAAACCAAUAACCAGCAUCUGAAGGCGGAGCUCCGGGCCCUACAGGAAGACCUGGCCGUGCAGGAAGAGGAGCUGGCCUAUCAGCAAGGAGAACUGCUGCAGCUCAGACAGACCUGCAACCCGCACAGCAGACAGACACACUCAUUGAAGGACGUCACACCCAGAGGAUUCCAGGACGGUGUGUCUCACAACGGGUCCCUGAGUUCUCCUGAGGUUCUCCGUCGACUGGACUGUUCUGAGGAGAGAACCAGAGAGGACAGGUUCCACCCCUCUGUUCUCCACGGUUCUAGACUGUCUGACCUCAGUGCUUUAAACAGCACAGGCCUGGAGCUCCAGGCUAAAGCCUCCCCCAGGGGACAGCAAGACCAGCCCUGUCCAGGGACAAUCAGCCCAGAGCUGGGCACACACAGCACCCACUCCCCUGGGUCCAUCUCUGCCUCAGACAACCUCUCCAUGUUGGACUCAAUGGACGCUGACAAGGUGCAUGAGCUGGAAGCCCUGGACCUGACGGCCCCUCGCUCAUCUCUUGGCUCCGCCUCUUCUCUGUCCGCAACGGAGUGGGCCAGUGAUGGAUAUGGCAGCAAUGUCAGUUCAGAGCUCGGUGUAAGACUCAAGGUAGAGUUGGAGCAGACAGAGAGGCUGGAUGCUCAGUUCUUGGAGUACCUGCGUUGUCGAGGCAUGAACCCCGCAACCAACACACACACAGACAGCGCCGCCGGGAGUAUGAGCUACAGCGACGAACUGUUGUCUCCUGAACUACAGGGUCUGUUGAAGAGAGUGUACCAGGAGAGCUGCAGGGUUCUCGCCCUCUCCCAGCGUAACGCCCCCUCUAACCACCUCUCAUUGGACCAGACGAUCUGUCAGUUAGACUCUAAAGCUCCUCCAAUGUGUUGGGAGCAGGAGAAGAGGGCGUUACAGCAAACUGUCAUCGCUCUGAGAGAACUGCUCUGUAGGAUGGCACAGAGACCGGAGAACUCUGUGGAUGCUGGUUGGAGCAGGGGGCUGCAGGCUGCAGUAAGGGGUGUGUUUGACUGUGAGAGGGCAGGGCUUCGCUCUGAGCUGCAGGCUUUUCUCUCCUCCCACCCUGAGAUAGACUCCACCCACCUCCUCCGUCAGCUGGAAACACUGCUACAGAGACAGGAGGAGCAGCAGCGUGUUGUGGUGGAGCAUCUGCUCUCUGCAGACAGACAAGCUCUGCAGCUGCAGCACUCUCAGUGGGAGGAGUCAUCUAAAGGGGAGGUGUUAUCCAGGCUGAGGGCAGAACUAGAGGAGAACAGAGAACGACUUAACUCCUCCCACAGCACCCAGCAGGAACUACAAAACGAGAUCCGCAAUCUCCGCCUGUGUAUAGAGGACUGUGAGGAGGCUGUAAGGAGGGAGGAGACCAGAGUCCAGGAGCUACAGCAGGAGCUGUACCAGGAGAGAACUCGCACACACCUCCGUGAGAAGGAAGAGGAGCAGCAGAGAUCAGAGGUCGUGACCCUGAGGGGUCAGCUGGACCAGGAGAGGACGACCUCUUGUAACCUCCGACAGGAACUCCAGAUAGAACUCUCCCGUGGCCACCUCCUCCAAUCACAGCUUGACACACGUCUAGCCGAUGCCCAUAAGGAGCUGGAGGAGGAAUGCGCCCGUUCCGCCCGGCAACUAGACACUUUCCAGUCACAGGAAAAGAGUCGGCUGGAACACUUCCUGAAAGAAGCUGAGUCCCGCCUAGCCGACACCCACAUGAAGAAACUGGAGGAGGAACGCGAGCGCUCCGCCCGGUGUCUCGAUGACAUCACACGCAGACAAGAGGAGGACGUGUCCCGAGACAGGAAGUUCAUCUCGGAGCUACGCUCUCAGCUGGAGCAGGAGAGGAGGCAGGGGGAGGAGCUAGCCACCAUGACAGACGGGCUGAGGGCGGAACUUCUGCAGAACCGGAGGAGAGUAGAGGAGGAAGAGAGGAAGAGGAGAGCGGAGGCACAGCGAGAUCAGGAUGCUGCAGCUCGCCUCCGAGUUACUAUGGAGACACUCAAGGAGCAGCAGCAGGAGGCUAGUCGAGCAUUGGAGACGGAGAGAGAGCGUUCUGGUCGCUUAGGGGCGGAGCUCAACGUGCUGAGGGAGAGGCUUCGAUCGGUCAAUGACAAGGAGAGGGAGCGGGAGGAACAGAGGGAGAGGGAGAGGAGGAAGGAGAGACAGGAGCAGACGGAGAGAGAGAAGCGACAUGAGAGGACCAGCAACAAACUGUGUGAAUUGGAGUUAUUACGGCAGCAGGACCAGCAGAGGAUGAGACAUCUCCAGCAGACUCUGGCUGAGCUAGAGAGGGAGGAGAGGGAGAUGGCCACAGAGAGACUGUCCAACCGACACCAGUACAACUCCAGCCCACUCCAACCCAGGAAUAACACAUCGACUGGGCCAGACCAGACCAGCACAACCCAAUACAACCACCAGUCUUCCUCUUCUUGCUCGGCGCUGGGGGAGAGGUUGUCGAGGGAGAACUCUGACCUGUCGGCCCGCGUGAAGGAGCUGAGUCAGGAGACGGUUAACCUGAAACACACCCUGUCCUGUCUGGAACGACAGCUACGACAGGCAGAGACUGAGAACCGUCCCAGCACUGACCUCAGCAACAGCAAGUUCCAGCGACUGUAUGAGCGCUAUCUACGGGCUGAGAGCUUUAGGAAGUCUCUGGUCUACCAGAAGCGUUACCUCCUGCUGCUGCUGGGGGGCUUUCAGGACUGUGAACAGGCAACUCUCUGUCUUAUCGCUCGGAUGGGGGCGCACCCCUCGCCCCCCCACGCCCACACACACUCUCCCCUCUCGCGCUUCAGAGCUGCAGUACGAGCUGUCAUCGCCAUCUCACGACUGAAGUUCCUGACCAGGAAGUGGCAGAGAGUCGUCAGGAGAGGAGUUACAACUACUGUCACUGUCAACGGACACAGCACAGCUUCCAGGACUGAGGUUUUGAGGCAGCAGCAGCCACUGGCCAAUCACAACUCCUCUCCACCUACUAGAGACAGCAGCCCCACCCAUAAGGGUGUGAUCUCACCAAUGAAAUCACCCUUCAGGCUCCACAACCGAGUGUAUUCCAACCCGGUCCUGUCCUCUGAGCCUGCUCCGUCCUGUGUUCUGUCCCAGGAUGCCGAGCGGUCUCUGACAGACUACAUCCACCACCUGGAGAACGUACAGCAACGCCUGGGGGCUGCACGUCCAGACUCUCCAUCUCUUCUCUCCUACCACAAAAAGUCUGAUCGCUGAAGGAAGGAAUGAAGCAGUGUAUGAAUGCCUCCUUUCAAUCCAACAUCCUUAUGAUCCAUCUUUAUGCUUAAAUAUACAGUGGAAUGUAUUUGUCUAAUAUCUGAUUUAGAAAGUUAGAAUUUAAGACAUUAAAUUAUUUUUUUACGGGGAAAAAAAUUCUGCACAUUUCUGUCGACCUCUUCUCACCAGAAUGCAUGUGUUUUUGAAAGGAUUAGAUCGCUAUUUUUCUACCUGAGUUUUAUACACGUUUGUAUCUCAGAUUCUGUAUAUAUGUUCUUGGUUAUUAAUAUUUGCUAAAGUUUCACGUGGAUAAAUGUGCUAAGUUUCACACUGGAAUUCCGAUCUAUAGAUCAAAGCUGGUGGACAUGUUUUGUCAAUGUUUUUUUAUCGAUCACCAUUUCUACAAAAUAAAUAUUUUAAUCGUGUGA